AUGGUACCGAUACGAAGACCUAAAACUGGUUUGAAGUCUUUCUCAAAAUCUCAUGGUGGAAGCCUUCACACAUUUGCAACAAAACUUCCUGGCGAAUAUUCUGUAGGUAUUGAAACAACUGAGGAUGCGACUUACCAUGGAGCAAAAGCAGUAAUCACGAUUAAUAAUCCACAUGUGGAAGUGGGCCAAUACAGUAAAGCUCAAAUAUGGGUUCGAAAUGGACCUGAAGCUGAAACAAAUAGCAUAGAAGUUGGAUGGGCAGUGCAUCCUAAAUUAUAUGGUGACAAUCGCACACGACUUACUGCAUAUUGGACUGCAGAUGGGUUUCAAAAAACUGGUUGUUACAAUACUGAAUGUCCAGGUUUUGUACAAGUACAUAACGAAUAUCACCUUGGUGGAUAUUUUGCUAAUAUUUCUGUCUUUGAUGGACCGCAAUACGGUCUUAAAAUGACCAUUAUUCAGGAUCAAGAAACCGGAAAUUGGUGGUUGAUGGAUGAUGAUGAUUACAAAUAUGGAUACUGGCCGAAGGAGAUAUUCACUCAUUUAGCUACUGGAGCAUCUUAUCUUCGAUAUGGUGGAGCAACAUUUUCCCCUUCUAAUAUACAAACUCCAGUACCAAUGGGGAAUGGUAAUAUUCCUGACUUCAAAGCCGAUGAAGCGGGUACUUUUACAUUUGUUCAAUUUGUGAACGCAGAUUACCAAAUUGUUGACGUUAAUAUCAAAAUGGAGGAGGAUUUCUUUGAUGGCCAGGAUCCAAAUUGUUACGGUGUUGUAGAUUGGAAUGAUGGCCAGGAUCCAAAUACAACCGGGCAUGCCUUCACCUAUGGGGGUCCUGGUGGGCCAUGUCCUUAA
Molecule: messenger RNA, 852 nt
Organism: Corylus avellana
Lineage: Eukaryota; Viridiplantae; Streptophyta; Magnoliopsida; Fagales; Betulaceae
Product: protein neprosin-like
Source: RefSeq, a predicted model, not a curated record